Molecule: messenger RNA, 1128 nt
Organism: Talaromyces atroroseus
Lineage: Eukaryota; Fungi; Ascomycota; Eurotiomycetes; Eurotiales; Trichocomaceae
Product: Actin, gamma
Exons: 6
Coding region: 1-1128 (375 amino acids)
Source: RefSeq, a predicted model, not a curated record
AUGGAAGAGGAAGUCGCUGCUCUCGUUAUUGACAAUGGUUCGGGUAUGUGCAAGGCCGGUUUCGCCGGUGAUGACGCACCCCGAGCUGUGUUCCCUUCAAUUGUUGGUCGCCCGCGUCACCAUGGUAUCAUGAUUGGUAUGGGUCAAAAGGACUCGUACGUCGGUGAUGAAGCACAGUCCAAGCGUGGUAUCCUCACCUUGAGAUACCCCAUCGAGCACGGUGUCGUCACCAACUGGGAUGACAUGGAGAAGAUCUGGCACCACACCUUCUACAACGAAUUGCGUGUUGCUCCUGAGGAGCACCCCGUUCUUUUGACCGAAGCUCCCAUCAACCCCAAGUCCAACCGAGAGAAGAUGACCCAGAUCGUCUUCGAGACUUUCAAUGCUCCUGCCUUCUAUGUCUCCAUCCAGGCCGUUCUGUCCUUGUACGCUUCCGGUCGUACCACUGGUAUCGUUUUGGACUCUGGUGAUGGUGUCACCCACGUUGUCCCUAUCUACGAGGGUUUCGCCCUCCCCCACGCCAUUUCCCGUGUUGACAUGGCUGGACGUGACUUGACCGACUACCUCAUGAAGAUCCUUGCUGAGCGCGGUUACUCUUUCUCCACCACCGCUGAGCGUGAAAUUGUCCGUGAUAUCAAGGAGAAGCUUUGCUACGUCGCCCUCGACUUCGAGCAAGAAAUCCAAACCGCCUCCCAGAGCUCCAGCUUGGAGAAGUCUUACGAGCUGCCCGAUGGUCAGGUCAUCACCAUUGGCAACGAGCGAUUCCGUGCUCCUGAGGCUCUCUUCCAGCCUAGCGUUAUCGGUCUGGAAAGCGGUGGUAUUCAUGUCACCACCUACAACUCCAUCAUCAAGUGCGAUGUCGACGUUCGUAAGGAUCUGUACGGAAACAUUGUCAUGUCUGGUGGUACUACCAUGUACCCAGGUAUCUCCGACCGUAUGCAGAAGGAAAUCACCGCCCUUGCUCCAUCCUCCAUGAAGAUUAAGAUCAUUGCUCCUCCUGAGCGUAAAUACUCUGUCUGGAUCGGUGGUUCUAUUCUUGCUUCUCUCUCAACCUUCCAACAAAUGUGGGUCUCCAAGCAGGAGUACGACGAGAGCGGUCCUUCCAUUGUCCACCGCAAGUGUUUCUAA